Messenger RNA from Hyla sarda, 16306 nucleotides. RefSeq lists its product as uncharacterized. Gene Ontology annotation, molecular function: minus-end-directed microtubule motor activity; dynein light intermediate chain binding; ATP binding. The record is from RefSeq and is a predicted model, not a curated record. Gene Ontology annotation, cellular component: dynein complex. NCBI's taxonomy places the organism in Eukaryota, Metazoa, Chordata, Amphibia, Anura, Hylidae. The transcript is spliced from 107 exons. Gene Ontology annotation, biological process: microtubule-based movement. The coding region runs from base 195 to 15782 and encodes 5195 amino acids.
CAAGUAUUGGGACCUAUGUCCUUCAACUUGCACCUCCCUCCAUAUCUGUGAAGUUCACCACACUGCUUUAUUUUAUUCAGGAGUUAAUUGUGUGGACUGUUUACUGCUGGCCAUGACAACAGCUUCACAAGGUGCAGCUCUCCACAUGCUAGGCUGGCUGGCACUGUAAUAUCUGCUUUAUUAAAUAGUGAGAAAUGGAUGAGAGACACUGGUGGAUAGCAGGCAAAGUGCAGCAGGCACUGGACAAUGGCGGCGAGGAAAGCUCUGCCGCCUUGGAAGCCUUUAUACUGGAAGCUGCCAACCUCCAGCUGGUCAACAGGUUUCUGCAAGCUGGAGGACACAAAGCCAUCUUUUUUUCAAUAGAAGCUAAUGACAAAACAAAUCCAUUAACCUGGACAUUUCACGUCAAAUCUGAACUUCAAAAUUUGGAAAGUGUGCACUUAAAGACGACUUUUACCACAUUACUUUACUUUCUACGUUUUGAGACAAAUCAUGAUGUCGAUGCUGGUUUGAUGGAGAAAGAAAUAUUCUGUGGUGAGAUAAAGGAAAACCCAGUGGAGAGUCUGAGAUGUUUAAUAAAUGAAUUAUACAUCCCACUUCUGCGUGCUCAAAAAGACUGGGGCCUCUGCAGCCAGGAAAAUGUUACUAGUUUUCUUUCAGGCCUAGACAAAUAUGUUUCAUCGAUUGAUGAAGCAACCACCAUGACUGAUUUGGAAAAACACCAUAUCACGAUUUUGAAGAGACCGCAGAAUAUUGUCAGUCCUGACUUUCUACUGCAGAGAGCUGCUGUUCUAGACCAAGAGACACUCAGUGAAAAUGAAACUCUUGUUUCUGAGUGGAUGAAAACCAUUGAUCAGGUUUUAAUGGAAGCCAUUGAUGAAAGGGUGCUAGAUAUUACCACAACUCCGCUGACUGAACUUGAGCGCUGGCACCACAGGCAGAAAAUUUUGGGUUUAAUAACUGAACAAUUACGAGGAAAAGAGUGUAAAUCUGUCAUUGGUGUUAUCAUUUCUUCAAAGUCACGUCUUCUAAAGAAAUGGAAAGCAGUUGAUAUCAGUAUUACAGAGGCAAUGAAUGCUGCUAAGGAUCGUGUUAAGUACUUAGAAGCACUUUGUCGCCAUUUCGAUGCUUUGAACACAGAAGACAAUCCGGAAAACCUUAUAAAAAGUAUCCUACCAGCUUUCUUCAACAGUAUCCAACAAAUGGAGAUGCUGACGCGACAUUUCUCAAGGAAUGGAUAUUUGGGACUACUACUCACUAAGGUAUCAAAUCACUUGGCUCUAAAUUGCAAGGAUUUCCUAAAAGAAAUAAUUUCAGAAGAUUCAAAGGAUCAGCUUUGGGAAAUUAUCAAGGGACAUAUCAUGAAAGAUAAAAAGGAAACACUAUCGAUAAGUGGUAUUGGAGAGGAAAAAAUACUUAAAAAAGAGAAACUUAAAGUAAAGGUGCUAAAUGGUAGUUUUUAUGAACGAAUUCAAGCGUGCCUGGCAGUCUACACAUGCUUUCAAGAAGAAGUUCGGCAUUUACGUGAGUGGUUACUAGGGGCGCAUGGACUUCAGAGAUACUCAUCUUUAAGUUCUGUUUCUACUGCACCCGGGAGAUUGUCCUCUUCCCUUCCUUUGCAAACUGUCAAAACUAAUAAAAUCAAUAUGAGGGUGACAUUGUCAGUACAAUCCAGCUCAGAUCAACAACAUGACUACCAAAGCAGUGGUGUGGCUAUAACAGAUGAUGAUACAAUCAUGUAUCAUUUGGAGGGACUGAGUGUCAAGCUGAAGCAAACAUUAGACAUAUUGGGCAAGCUGCAAGAGUACAAAAUAUUGUCUAAGCUUACCGAAGGCCUAAGAAAACCUGCCCAGGAAGAUCUUAUGGAAGAUGAAGAUGUUGAAUCCGGAAGUGUCUUUGAAAUUCCUACUCAAGAAGAUUCAAAAGAGUCAGAUGUCCAAACUGAAUCUUCCUCUUACCAAACACAAAUUAGUCAAAUUACAAGUACACCGGGAAAAUUGCAGACUCUUAUUGAGGAGGAUGAACCUCAGAUAUUAAUGCAAGACUCCUCCGUGCUCCUUGCCCCAUCUGAGAAAUGUGAGAAUAGUUCUACCCAAGCGGCAUCUGAUUUAAAAUAUGAUCAAUUUUCAUCAAAUAAGGAAGAAGAGCGUGAAAUUGGGCUGUCACAUGAGGAAAAACACAUGUUAGCAAACCUGUACAACAGAGAGGAUGUAGAUGACGAUGAGUGCACCCUGUCCUCUGUUCUUUUGGAAAAACUGGAGCAGAUGAUUGAGCUGAUGACUCAGUACAUAGAUGCAGAUAUACUGCUGGAUACAGAGAGGAGGGAUCGUGACCCCUUUGAAGAAGGUUACUCAGAAUUCUUAGUCAUGAACCAACAAGCAGAAAAGUACAUUUCUGUGUAUAUACAAGCUUUGUUCCUCAGACAAAUGCCUUGCAAGGAUGCCCUUUCUAUUAUUCAAAGGUUUUCUAUUGUCAGCCAUCGACAAGGGAUACAGCACAUUGUCAAUGAGUGCUUUGUGGAGAUAUUUGACUGGUUUUACCUUGAAUUGAAGGAUGUUCAACAAGUAUAUGAGACCUUUAAGGAUGAACCCAUCUUGCCAAGAAACAUGCCCCCUGCAGUGGGAGCUAUUGUCUGGUCAAGGAAGCUGAUGUCAAGGAUUGAAAACAUCAUGAAGGCUUUUAAAAAUGUGCGAAUUGUAGCUACAACCCUUACUUAUUCAGAUACUGUCAAGCUGUACAAUAGAAUAGCAUCAGCCUUAGUGUCAUAUGAAGAAAUGUGGUAUCAGAAGUGGAAGUCGCACAUUGACAAAGGUCUGGGUGGGCUUCAUUUUACAUUACUUGUUCGGGAACCUGUUACGCAGCAGCUUAUGGUCAACACAGAUUUGAGAAUACUUCAGAUGAUUGAAGAGACGAAAUGGAUGUUGAGACUUGGAAUCCGUGUUCCAGAAGCAGCUCUGCUGGCAUUUCAUCAGGCUGAAAAACUAAAACUGUAUAGAAGCAAUUUAGAAGAUGUUGCAAAGGAGUAUGGAAGAAUUCAACAAGCGAUCCCUGAGAACUUUGCAGUGUUGUUCUCUGCCCAUCUGGAGAAAGUAAAUCAUCAGUUUCAGCCCGGACUAUCUACUUUAUCAUGGAGCAGCGUCAACAUAGAGGGCUUCCUUCACCAGACCAGUGCUGCUGUGAAACGGUUUCAAACCGUAGUUGCUGAAGUUACAGAAAUUAUAGAUUUGGUGAUUGAAAAAACACUUUCCAAGAUUUCAUGUUUGGAUUUGAUUCCACUGGAUGGAUUUACAAGUGCUCCAAAAAGUCCUGAAGAGUUUUUGCAUCUCAUGGAAACAUUUUUGACAGAACAGAAAAACAAGGUAGAAAAAAUGUCAUGUCUCAUAAAAAGUGGAUUUGAAGAUAUAUUAAAAUUACUCAAGACGUUUCAGGAUUCCCCUCCAGAAAGCAACAGACCAUCUGGAAAUUUGAGGAAUAUAUCCUCCAAAAAAGCUUUGAGUAAAUCUCAGCUAACCUCUAUGAAUUUCUCCAGUAAAGAAUACCCUGAUGAAGUUACCAGUCGAGUCCUAGAGUCAGUUAGUGAUCAGCUUUAUCAAGCUGCGUACACUAGUAUUUUGCGUUCCUUAGUCAUCCUAGCACAGUUAGCAGGAUGUAAGAUGGAUUGUAUUGCAAGAGGGCUUAUACCGUUAUUAAACGAAGCACCAGAUGGACCCAACACCCUACAGAAUAAAUCUCUUGUUAAUGAACAUAUGCUUAAAGAUAUUCUUUUCAGAUCUACAAUUCCACCAGAGCUGAGGUUUAAGUUGUCCCUUAAGUUUCAGAUCCCACAUAUUUUGAUAGAUCCUUCUAUAGAUGUAGCUGAAGGCGCCUUGCAUCGGGUUGUUCUUUCCAUCAUAAAUGUCAGCAGUUGUUUAAGCUGGUGGUCAGGAGAGAACAAAGGACAAUCAUUCCAUGUAGAAAUGGCUACAGAUGCGCUGCUGCAAUACAUUACAACGCAGGUUGUGGGAUCAGUAAGAGAUUUAAAUCCGGUGGUUAAGAAGCAUGUAUAUACCUUAAGCUGCUACGACUUCUUGUGGGCAGACAACAUGUAUAAACAGAGUCAAGAGUUUUUAGCUAGCAAUCCAAGCCUUGUUGCAAUGCACAAAGAAGUAAAUCGUUUUCUCAAGAUUGAAGAACAAAUUAAGGAGUACUCUGAAGUUCUGCAGUUAGGCAGUAUUUGUCUUGAUUACUCAUUAAUAAAGGAUACAUUAAAAGGUUUUGUUGGAAGUUGGAAGUCUCAUUAUGCAACAAUUUUACAUCAGCGUGUAAAAGAAGAACUUCUACAUGCUGUACAAUUCCAAGAGAAAGCAUGGCUGCAACUUACAAUGCCUGUGGAGAGCCUGGAGCAGUUGAACUCCAUUUUAUCACUUCUAGAAGAACUGCAAAAUAUGGAAAAUAAAAUUGAUGACGUGUACCAACCUAUAGAAAUAACAUACGAACAAUUAAGGUCCUAUCAGCUGCGCAUCCCAAGGGAAGAAGUAAAUCAUGUAACAAACUUAAGGAAUAAAUGGGCUGAUUUGAUGGAUCUUACCAGCGUUGUAAAGGACAAUUUGCUGAAAGAGAAACAGGACAUUUUUAAGCAAGAACUUGACAAACAAGUUAAGAGUUUUAUUGUGGAAGUGAUCCAGUUUAGAAAUCGUUUCGAUACACAAGGUCCAGCGGCCCCUGGUGUGAAGCCAGAGGAAGCUGUGGCUCGACUACAUGAUUUCAAUGAGAAAUACCAGGCUUAUGAUGCUAAAAGGAAAACCCUGAACUCGGUGCAGAAACUUUUCAAUAUCGUUCCAAAGAAAUUUUAUGAGUUGGACAGGACUGGAAAGGAUUUGGAGCUACUGGGAACACUGUAUAUCCUGUUCCAGAAGUUUAUUGAGUUUGACCAGCGGUUCCGGAACACACUUUGGGCACACGUGGACCUUAAAAUAAAUAACCAGGAGAUUGAACAAUAUUCUUCCGAGUGCCAGAUGUGGGAUGAUAAACUAAAGGAUUGGGAUGCCUAUAAUGAAAUGGCUCGAAAUAUCACAUUUUAUGAAGAUGUGUUCCCUAUUCUACAUAAACUAAAAUCUAAGGAAAUUCGGAAUCGUCACUGGCUUCAAGUCAUGUCUGUAACAGGAAGCUCAUUCCCGCUUGAAGCUAAUGUCUUUAAAGUAUUCCACCUUCUGGACAUCGGACUUUUAAAAUUUCGUAAGCAGUUACUUUCAAUAGCAAAUGCAGCAAGAAAGGAAAUGGAACUGGAAAUUAAAAUGAGAAAGGUGGAGGAAGAAUGGAGUGAGCAGGUCCUGAACUUCAAACCUUACAAAAACAAAGUCUUGUUGGUAAAGGAUGAGUCCCUUAUUUUACUGGAAGAGUUAGAAGAUGCUCAAGUGCUACUUGCACAGAUGCUGUCCUCAAAGGAAAUUGAUCCCCUAAGAGAGGAAGCAACUACCUGGGCAGAGAAACUUAAGCGUGUGGGAGAUGUUUUGGAGCUGUGGAUUGAUGUACAGGAGCUAUGGCAGCAUCUUGAGGAAGUGUACAAUAAUCCUACUAUUAUCCAGGAACUACCACGGGAUGCAAGAAGAUUUGCAAAAGUUAACAGAAGGUGGACUUUGAUGAUGGUUUCGGCAUACAAGACCAAAAAUGUCCUUCAGUGCUGCUGCACAGGAGAUGUUCCCAAAGAUGUUCUUCUGAGACACUUCUACCAGGAACUUGAGAUUUGUUUUUGUGCUCUAAAUUCUUACCUUGGCAGAAUGAGACAGACCUUCCCUCGAUUCUACUUCUUGUCAGAUCUGGCCUUGAUAUCUGUGCUUAGCAGGCCCUAUGAUACCAAAUAUCUUCACCAUCAUUUGAGGUGCUUGUUUAGUGGUGUUUCCUCUAUUAAAGUAGAGAGAAUUGAAGAGGAGGAAAGUGUGAUAUCUGAUGAAGAGGAAGUUGAAGCUGCAGAACCAGUUCUUGAUUUUUUAAGUGUUCGAUCUGGAAAUGAAGGUUGGCUAUCAACAGGUCAAAGAAGCACAACACAUGUCACUGACACAGAAAGUAUAUUUCAGAGGUCAUUAAAAUCUGCUGGCAUAUCCCAGGAAAGGAAUCGAACCAUAUCAUAUAAGGAACCUAGUUUAAGAAUAAAUGCAGUGGCCGUCACAGGAUAUGCAGGAGAGUGUUUGCAGUUGGAUGAAGAGGUCGCCAUUACUUCUAGCUUAGGUGCCUGGCUCAGUAAGUUGCACAGCAGCCUACGUACUUCAUUAAAUAACAAAAUCUAUGACGUCAUUGAAGACAUUAAUCAAGGAAUGGCUAUAGAUGAGUGGACGCAAAAGUACCCAACCCAAGCUGUAGUUCUCGGCCUGCUUUACCAAUGGACUAGAGACUUUGAAAGUUCUAUUUUUGAAAUUAGACAGGAUCGCAGAACUCAGUCUCGUAUCCUCAAGAAGUAUACAGCAAUGGCAAUCAAACUGUCUACUAUCACUGCUAAAGGACAUUGGAAAAAUAUGGAAGAAACACUCUCCCAGUCACAGAGGCUUAAACUAGAAAAUUUAAUUAUGCAAAUACUUUAUCUUCGUGAUGUCAUGGAAAACAUUUUAUCCCGGAAAGUACGAGAGACUUCUGAUUUUGAUUGGAAAAGAACCAUCAAGUUUUACCUGAAGGAAAAAGAUGGAUCGUCCAGACAUGAGCUAAAUAUAUUGGAUUCUCAAUAUACUUAUGGAUGUGAAUUUUACGGUGCAAAAAUUCCUUUGAUUAUGAAUCCUGUGACAGAGAAAUGCUUUUUUAAAAUAUCUCAGAUAUUGCAACAGAAUAAUGGUGUAAUCCUUCAAGGAGACCAUAGUGUUGGAAAAACUGAAACAAUAAAGGGGCUGUCAUAUUUACUGGGAAAUUUUCUAUACGUCUUCACAUGUUCUUCAAUAACAGACAUGUCAGCUCUCAGUAGAGUCAUACAUGGAACAGCUCUUGAUGGAUGCUGGAGCUGCUUUGACGAUUUUCAUCUCCUCCCUGAGAAUGCGGUCUCCGUCUUUAUACACAGUACACAGUCUCUGUAUGACUCAAUACAGGCAGGACUGCUCAGAAUCAGUUUACAGGAUGGAUCCCAGGUUGAAGUACAACCUAGCUGCAGCCUAUUUGUCACAGUCUCAAAAUCUGGAUUCCAGAGUCUACCAAAGGAUAUUUUGGCUACAUUUAGAGCAGUUUCUUUGGUUUUUCCGGAUAACACAGUAAUUCUUAAAGCCAAACUUGCCAGCCUUGGCUUCAAAGGCCCAAAGGCCCUCACCACAAGACUACAGCUCACCUCAGAACUGCUUAAGGAACAACUACCAGAAGAAUAUCACUGCCAUUUCAGUUUACAUUCUAUGUUAGAAAUUAUACACAGAGCAGUUCAACGUCGAGAAAUGGAAAAGACAAUAAAUGGUCGUAUUGAGAUUGAGGGAGGAGGAUUUUCCCGAUCUAGCAGUGUUAUGUCAUACCAACAGUUUACAGCAUUUGCAACAAGUCCAGUGCCUAGUUUAAAAACUGGUAACAGUGCAAACAGAAAUAAGAAAGUCAUCUCAGCUAAUCCUAUUCUUGCUGCUGUAAAGGAAAGCCAUGCUUUAAUAGCUGAUUCAUUGCAAGAUGUCAUUGGCCCAAGAAUGACUGGUGAUAAUCAUUUGGUACUUAAACAAAUAGUGGGAGACGUGUUUUCUGCAAUGUAUGACCCAUCAGAUUCCAGACAGAUCCUUCAAAAGGAAAUUGAAAAAGCUAUUUUAUUGAAAUCAGAAGAAAAUAAAUUGUUUCCCCAUUCUCCAUGGCUUAGUAAAGUCAAACAGCUAUUUAAUUUAUCUCUAAUAAAUUCUGGUGUGAUAGUGGCAGGACCACCCGCUACUGGAAAAAGUUCCUGUAUUAGUACUUUAGUUCAGGCUCUUAAUCAUAUACAGAUCUCUGGUGGGGAAGCAUCCCAUAAGAUUGUGAAGAUUCAUCCUCUGAGUGUUGACAGCAUGACUUUAAUGUUUGGCGGUCAGAAUGCAUCACACAUGUGGCAGGAUGGCGUUAUCAGCUAUUUGUGGAAGAAGGCAAUUCGGAAUCACUGUAAUACAUGGCUCUGGUUUGAUGGACCUCUGAACGGCAGCUGGGCUGACAACUUUAACAGUGUGCUUGGACCAGAGAAAGUUUUACAACUGAGCAAUGGUGACUACUUGGAACUUCCGGAAAAUCUUAAAUUGAUUUUUGAAACAACUGGUUUACAAACAGCUUCGCCUGCAACCCUUACAAAAGCGGGAAUAUUGUAUAUUGAAGAUGAAGCUCUUGGUUGGAGACCAUUGUCUAAAAUGUGGUUGGAUGGAAGAAACCAACAGGAGAAUGCUGUUCUUUCUAAAGCUUUCUACCGGACUUUGGACCCCAUCUUCAAUCUAAUUCUUCACGAUGCCAAGCUGAUUGUUCCAGUAACAGAAGUUGGCUUGUUUCAUUCUUUUACAAACUUACUAACAAUCAUGCUGAAUGAUAAGGCUCAGAGUAUUGGGGGACAGCUGCAUAUUGAGAGGCUUUUCAUCUUCUGCCUUAUCUGGUCAGUAGGAUCACUCGUUGAAUGUUCAGAAAGAAAGAAGUUCAGUGAUCUGCUAAAGGUUCAUACAUCAGUUUUACCAGAUGAUGACCAAGAGAUUUCAGUAUUUGAUUAUUUUCUGGAUGAGUCCGGAGAGUGGGACACAUGGCAGACACGCUUACCAGAUAUCACAUAUAUUGGUAACACAGAUAUCAUGGGAGAAACAUUUAUUGAAACCCAAGAUACGAUUAUAGUGCGUACUUUCUUAGAGUAUGCCAGCAUGGGAUCCCAACAUGUCUUAUUAACUGGACCUCAAGGUUGUGGGAAAACAGCAUUAAUGAAUGACUUCAUUUCUACUCAAGACCGGACACGCACAUUGCUUAAAAGAAUGGUGUUUUCAGGAUCUUCAAAGGCCAAAGAACUCCAAGAAUUGUUAGAGCAAAAUACAAUUCACAGACAAGGUUUUAUAUAUGGUGCAAGAGAUGGGAAAACUCUGCAGUUAUUCAUCGAUGAUCUGCACCUUCCUACACCUGAUGAGAAUAUGGUACAGAAUUGCAAUGAGCUAUUAAGAAUGCUUCUUGAUGAGAAAACUUUGGUGAGAUAUAACAAACCUUUUGAGUGGCAGACCAUAGAAGGGCUCCUUGUAAAAGCUGUAAUGGGUCAGCCCAAAUAUACCAGCAGUGGCCAUAAAGUUUCAGCACAACGGCUAUUGCGGCAUUUCUCCAUAUUCCAUCUACCGGAUCUAGAAGGGUCCCAGCUACAAAAAGUGAUUUUCUCUGUACUAGAGGCAAAUAUGGGUGACAAGGAUGGCCUCUCGCUACAAGAAGAUCUUCAGUUAUCCUUGGCAAAAGCCUCUUGCCAUCUCUUGGAAUCUGUCAAAAAAGUCUUAGUUAUCUCUUCAACACCAGGCAGACAGCACUAUCUCUUCUCUUUGAGAGAAAUAACAAAAGUUUUUCAGUCUCUUCGGAAGCUGUCCAAUGAGGAUCGUGAAGACCGUUGCACUGUUGUAGGAUUCUGGGAACAUGAAAUAAAAUGCGUAAUACAGGACCAGUUGUGUCGGCAUGCAGACAUCAGUUGGUUCAAGUCAGAAUUGACAACAACAAUCACAGAGUAUUUUCCAGACAUACCAACAGUCGCACCUCAAAAAAUAUUCACAACAUUACCAUUAGAAAUGAAGUUUUCUCAUCAAAUCCGUUCAGAUAACAAAGAUGCCAAGGUCUUGCUGCAGUCCCUUGAAAAACUUGAUGAUGUACAAAGCUUCUUGGAGACCAUUGUUCAGCAUUACAAUGAGGAGUUUGGACACCAAAAGCUGUAUAUUGAAUUAUCAGAGAAUGUUGUGAUCCAAGUGAUCCGUUUACACAGGAUCUUGUGCGGGGAAAAUGGGGGUAAUGCUUUAUUAGUAGGCUGCAUUGGAUCCCACCUUUCCACGCUAGUUAAGUUGGCUCUCUACAUCGCUGAGAUACCUCUUCAUGCAUUGGAUAUAUCUGGGAAAAACAGCUUUUUGAACAGUCUGAAAUCAGCUAUUCAGAUCUCAGCAGUUGAAGGAAAACCAACAGCCAUUCUAUGCACUGCAGAAGAACUGGCCACAGAGGGGUGUCUUAAUGCCAUUAACAGCCUGCUGAUCUGUGGGGAAUACUCAUCAUUGUUCACGACUGAAGAGAUGAAUGAUCUCCUGCAGGUUCUGGGACCGGCACUACGGAGAAAACAUCCACAUCUUGGUUAUGACCCUGCUAAGUACUUUAUUUCUCAAGUGAAAACAUAUCUACGAAUAAUAGUUUGUAUUUCUCCAUACCAUGAACUUCUAAAGUCUGCCUCAGGAAAAUAUCCUGGACUCUUGACUGGUUGCCAGCUAAUCUGGAUUGACAGCUGGUCACAAGAUGUUCUUAAGAGGGAAGCCAAACACUACAUAAUUCAACACGGGAUUAUGGAAGCCCACACAGAAGAAACAUGUGAAAAUGUAGCAACAGCUAUCACCUUGAUUCAUAGUUAUAUGCUUCAUCAAAAUGACCAGAUCCCAUGGGCAGGGAACAGGGAUCCCGACAUAUUUUCCAAGGAUGCAAAUGAAGCUGGUGAGAGAAAUUGCGCACUCAGAGAUGUGGCGUCUGUCCAGUUUCCAUACAGCAAAGAUAUUACUCAGGAAAAACUCAAGUCUCUACUUUCAAAGGAAACGGCAAUGAGAGACAAAGUUUUUGUUGGUCCCAGCACAUUACAAAUGUUUUUGAAUAACUUGAAAGGUAUCUUCCUAAAGAAAAUGGAAGAACAACGCAACAUAAAUAAUCAGCUGAGGCAUGUACUUGAUACACUUGCUAAUACUAGGAAGCAUGUAAAGAUAACUCAAGAAAGCAUUGUUGGACUUGAAGAAAAAUAUAAGGAAGCACAAAUCAUUGUUUCAGAUAUUCUGAAUAAACUUGUCACAAAGUCUUCCAUGUUAGAGCAACUUAAAGCUGUAUUAGGUAUCGGAGAUGAAUCACUGCAAAUUUUCCUUUCACAAAAUGAAAAUGAUUUUGACAAUUUUGAUGAAAAUGAUGACCUAUUAAAAGACGAUGGUUGUGACGAAUAUGAUGCAGCAUUUUAUCGCAUGAAAGAGGCUAAUAAAAAGUCAUAUCUGCAUGAUAUCUUGCAAAAGAUAGAGAAGGCAGCUGAUGAGCUAGAGGAGCUUAGGAAAAACCAAGCAUCCAUAAAAAAUGAGGUGAUGCACUGGUGUAGUAAAGUUGACAAGCCAUGUAUUGAAAGACUUGUCCGAUGUCAGAAUCCCCCAUACUUGGUUGCUCAGAUUUUGGAAAUGGCAUUGGUCAUGACCAGUUGUCUUCCUAAAGUUGAAAAUAUUAAGGACCUUCCAAAAACACCUACUCCUAUAACUGAAAAGUCAGAAAGUAGAACUAGUAACAGACUUCUGCCCUCUCCAGAAGGCAAAUUUACCCCAUCAAAGAGAGUAGGUAUGAGAGAUUCUACUGACAAGGCUGACAGAGCAAGAUGGAAGAAAAUGCAAUAUCAAAUUGGAGAGACCAGCAAAUUUGUUGAAAUGAUACAUCAGAUUGCUAAACUUGAAGAUGGUCUUCCAGACCAGACCUUGAAAGGUGUGGAAACCUACCUUGGCAAAGCCAAAGAAGGGUCCAGUGGUGUAACUGGCGAAGGUUCCUUGUUAGAAAAUGCAGCUCCAUAUGCAACUCCCCAGUCCAUUACCCCAGCCAAAAAAUAUUCACACACUGAUUAUAACAAAAAUAAAGAUGCAAAAGCAGGAGGAAUUACUAUAGCAACUGCCCGUUACAGCUCAGAGGAUGCAGCAUCUUUGGUGGCAUUUGUUGUUGCCAUUGUAGAAUACACUCGGCUUUGUACACCGCUGAAGGAAUGUCAGAAAAAAUUGUCAGAUUUAGAAAGAGAGAAAGAAGAUUUUAUAUUAAAAGAGGCACAAUCUAAAGUGAUACCAGAGACCUUUGAGGAAGAGCCAAAUGUGUUGUAUCAUCAGACACUGAGCACACUCACAGCAGAUGAUCUUCCUCUUCUUCAAAAAGAGGUAACACUGCUCCAUGAAGAGUACGAUGCUGCUGUCAAUCAUAAACACCAACUUGAAGAAGAAUUGCAGUCACACAAAGAGAAGCUACAAGCAGCUGUAAAUAUGCUGGAUAGAUUGAAAAUGCAAGAACAAGGAUGGCAAGAGAGACUGAACCAAAGUAAUAUUAGAGAUCUGCUCACAAACUGUGUGCUGGCGGCAUCCUUUAUCACGUAUUGCCCUGCCCUCAGUGUGGAUGGGAGGAGGAAAGUUGCGGAUUUGCUUUUUGAAUUAUGUAAACGCUGUGGUCUUCACCUUCCACAGAGAAUGCUCCUAAAGAACCUUUCACUUUUUGAGCUCUUGCAAUCUCCGAUUGAAAAAAAGAUUUUGGAGAAAAAGGGUCUACCAACAGACCCCCUUGCUUUGGAUAAUUCAUGUAUAUUUUCCAAUACACUGGCCAGUAAUUCUUGGGUAUUAGUGAGUGAUCCCACUGGGCAGGCGAUUGACUGGAUUAAAGGCCACUUACCAGAAGAUACUGUUGAAGUAAUGUACAAUGCUCUGCAUUCUGAGAUGGAUACAUGCCUGACAGUUGGACAUUCACUUUUGCUGACUUAUUUUGACAUCCAAGAUCUAUCUCUUGAUGUCUGCCUUAGACAGAUCCUCCGCUCUAAAAGAGAAUUUCUGCAGCAUAAUGUGCCAUUCAAAAUGAUGGUGGGAAAGCAUGAAGUAGAAUGCCACCCUAAUUUCCGUCUUUACUUACAUACAACCAGAAUGGCAGAAGAAAUAUCUCCAGAAGUAGCCUCUUUCUGUAACAUCUUGUACUUCUACCAGAAUAGAGAAGGAAUGGUUGAGCAGCUGAUGGACAGAUUUGUUGAAUUAGAAAAGCCUAGACUAAAAGAGGAACAUGUGCAACUGAAACAGGAGUGCUUGAAUAAUAUGAUAAUACUGUCCGCUUUGGAAGAGAAAAUCAUAACAACUCUGCAAAGUCAUGAUUCGCUCUUGCACAGUUUAUCUGUUACUAAGAAGUUGGCAGACUUGACAAUGCAGCAUGAAGAAGCCACAGAAAUGUACCUGAAGACUGUUGCCUUAGAAGACAACUUGUUACUUGCCAGGGGAGGUUUCCGUGAGAUCGCUGUGCGUGGUGCUGUGAUGUUAGACACUGCAAGAAUGCUUCAGCAACUUAACAGAAUGUAUGACACCAGUUAUAAACAGCUGCUGCAACUGUUUGAUGUAUCUGUGGCACAUUCAGAAAGGUAUUCACUUAAAGGAAUAGUGGCCUGUGUAACAAGUAACAUAUUCUCAUACACAUCAAGAUCCUUGCUGGAAAAAGACAGAAUGGUUUAUGCCUUACUCGUAGCAUUUGAGGUGGAAGACUCACUAGGAAGAAUAAAACCAGGUGAGAGAGAAUUCAUCUUUUCACCAGAGCUAUGUGUCACAGUGCUAAAGAGGUUGAAUAGUAAGAUGUCUGAGUCACGUCAACAGGCAAAAAAUCCAUUCGACUGGAUGAGUGAAGAACAAUUUAAAAAUGUGCAGAUUCUUGCUACAUACUAUGACUGGUUUGGAGACCUCUUUGAUCGAAUGUUCAAAGACAGUAAAGACCUAACAUGGAAAACAUUUUGUGAAAAUGAUCAGCCAGAAAAUCCUUCCAAGGUUAAAUGGCCUGAAGGAAUUGAAGCACUAAGCCCACUUCAGAAAUUUAUGGUUUUGCGGGCUGUAAGGGUGGACAGAAUACUACCAUCAGCCUCUAACUAUAUCAGCGCUGCACUGGGAAAAAUGUACGCAUCAGAUGUAGUCACAGAUCUUCAGGCAACUCAGUCAUGGAUGUCACCACAUGAGCCAGCUUUACUAAUUUAUAGUGCAGAUUGUAAAUUGCCAUACGCCCUACUUAAGGAUUUUGCAGAAACAAAGAACCAAAAAAUUUCAGUUUUUCCCAUUAAUUUGCCUGAAGUAAAAAUAAGGGAUUCCUUGAUCCAAGCAAUGUCUGAGGGUAGUUGGAUACUAAUAGAGAACGUCCAUAAUUCUUACAAAUUAAUGGUGUCACUUGGGGAAAUUCUUAAGUCUAAGAAGAAUCCAGACAAAAACUUUCGACUGUGGCUUUCUGUUCAAGCCAGAGAAGAUCUACCAGCACCUCUGCUUCAUUACACUGUAAAAACAGUCGUGGACAUCCCAAUGAAUAUAAGGCGUGGGAUCAUUCAGUCUUGGAAGUUUGUUUACCCUGAAACACUAGCUUCAAGUUCUCGCCCAGAGUGGCCACCUCUUCUACACAAUCUUUGUUUCUUGCAUUGUGCUACCCGCUUCAGAACGUUAUAUGGUGUGUCAGCAGGCUGGAAUGGUCCAGAUGCAAUGCGAUUUGGAUGUGCAGAACUGAUGGAAAGCAUUGAGGCCUUAAAGCUUGAAUUUAAAGAUAACCUUGAGAAUGCAGGAAAGCUUCCAUCUUGGACUGCUGUGAGAUACCUACUAUCAGAAAUAAUUUAUGGGCGCAAUGUUGCAGAUGAAUUUGACAUGACAGUUCUGACAUCAAUGAUUGAUUAUUGGAUCAGUCUCAAUACAACAAAGAAAGACAGCGAACUAACUAAAUUAAAAUUCAGAAUUCCACCGAUUUUCUUUAAUCUGGAUUCAAAUCCUACUUCACUGACACAGGCACUGGAAUCCAUUCCCCAAUAUUCAUUAGAUGCUCCUGAGGCUUUCCAUAUGUACCUCUCUCCAGUGGUUCAGUUCGGUGAACAAUAUUACGUUAUCUCAAAGCUCAGCAACCUUUAUGGUUUUAAACAAGGGCUGUGGCGACAAGGUGAAAAAUCUUUAUCAACAUCUCAGAAAGGUUUGAAACCAGUUCCAUUUGCAAGUUCUCUUUCCUUAUUGACUCUACCAGACAUUUUGCCCAACUCUGCAGACAUAUUUAUACUCAGGCUGUCAGAGGUUCAGGACAUCUGUACUUCCAUUUUGUCCAAGCUGCCACGAGGAUGGAGUCGGGAUUUCAUCAAUGACCGUCUUAAAAAACUUGGCGGAGACACACCAUUCAAUCUGUUUCUAAAGAAAGAAAUACAUUAUCUUAUGUCACUGAUAUCUGAGAUUAGAAACAAUCUGCAGAUGAUAAGAAAUUCCCUGGAUUCAUCUGACAUUUUAGGAGAUCAACUUUCAGAUUCGGACAUUAUUACCAUUGUUCAUGAAUUGUCUCACAAAAAAACCCCAGCACACUGGAGUAAUGUGGCGUGGAAUUUCUCUUGCCCAUCUGAUUGGUCUGUGUCAUAUUUCAUUCAAGAUUUACAACAGAGAGUAACACACUUUGAGAAGCUUCUUCAGCUUGGACGGGAAAAAAUGCCAAUAUAUUGGCUAGGAGCAUUUCGUAAUCCAAAAGGUCUGCUAUCUGUACUAAAACAAGAGGCAGUUCGCAGAUACUCAGAGAGAACUGGAAAUGUGGACUCCAUAGAAUUCAAGACAGAAAUAACACAAAGAGACAAGGAACAUAUAAGAGAUCCUCCCCAAGAAGGAAUUUUUGUACAUGGAGUCCACCUAUGGGGAGUGCACUGGAACAAGACUGAUGGAGAGAUUGUCGAUUCCCCUCCAAAGCAUAGUCUCAAUAUCUUACCAGUUAUUCAUCUGCAAUGUUUUCCUACUUCAGAAAUGUCUGGCAAUUAUGAUACCCAAAAAUCUGAUACAUACCUGUGUCCAGUGUACCUCUCAUCAACGUCUAUACGAGAGCCAGUUUUCCAUUUAAACAUUCACAAAGAAAAUAUUGCUAGCUCUAGGUGGGCUCUGAGGGGUAUGAAAGCAACAGUACAUCCGUUUUGAAUUAUUUUUCAUUCUGUACCUAUAAUCAAGAUUUGUGAUGAUAAUCAUAAUAUAUACAUAGUAAUAUAUAUUUUAUAAAUAACAAAAAGAAAGCAUACAUGCACUCACCGCAGAGACAGUACCAAUGCUUUCGGGGGUCCGGGGCUACAGGAUCAUGCAGAGAUGUGCAGGAGCGCUCAUGAUCCCAUAGCCCGGACUCCCAGACGCGUUGAUACCGUCUUGGCGGUGAGUGCACGUAUGCUUUCUUUUUGUUAUUGUUCACUAGAUGCUUCAUCUGAUACGUGUAUCCCACAGGUAUCGCUGAUUUAUUGAAGACCCGUGAUCUCUGUCUAUGGUAUAUCCACAGUUGUCACAUAGAAGGUGUUGUAUACUUGGUCCAUACAGUCAUUUAGUGUGCUCUAGGGUGUUCCAUAUAUUUUAUAAAUAACACUGGAUAAGGUUGAUACAUGUAAAGUAUCUACCAUUUCUAUGCUCUGAUAGAGUGUAGAAUCUGGAAAUACUGAAUAAAAAUAGUUUUUUAAAGA